Molecule: messenger RNA, 5276 nt
Organism: Solea solea (common sole)
Lineage: Eukaryota; Metazoa; Chordata; Actinopteri; Pleuronectiformes; Soleidae
Gene: ptpro
Product: protein tyrosine phosphatase receptor type O
Exons: 27
Coding region: 249-4040 (1263 amino acids)
Biological process (GO): regulation of glomerular filtration; peptidyl-tyrosine dephosphorylation involved in inactivation of protein kinase activity; negative regulation of canonical Wnt signaling pathway
Cellular component (GO): plasma membrane; GABA-ergic synapse; glutamatergic synapse
Molecular function (GO): cadherin binding; Wnt-protein binding; protein tyrosine phosphatase activity
Source: RefSeq, a predicted model, not a curated record
AUGCAGCCUCCGGAGCUUUAGGGCGGGGCGACACCGCGCAGCAGCAGCAGCAGAAACAGCAGCUCCAUCUCUGCUCCGACAUCGACCUCCUGCUCGUCUCCAGGCCGCGGCAUGGAGCCCGGAGCCCGGCCUGUUUCCUCUGGGUCACCGCGGAGCCGCGCUGUGUGUUGAUGCUCGUGCUGAUGGAAGAUGACGAUUAAGAUGAAGAAGAGUAGUAGUGAACAAAGCGCAGAGUGUGAGUGAAUGUGAUGCAGCAGAAAAAGACUCGCCAUUGUUUGGAUGCGCAGCAGACUGAGAGGAGGAGGAGGAGGAGGGGGAGGAGGAGGAGGGGGAGGCCGACGCUCAGCAUGCUAUCCCCGGCCCCGCUACUGCUGCUCAGCGCGGCCCUGCUCUGCUGCGUCCAGACGUCAUCGUCCUUCCUCGUGUCGCUCAGCGACGGCGGUUUGAUCACCGCGUCUCUGGAGCGCUCCGACCUGCAGGACAACGUCACAGCGUACGGCGCUCAGCUCUCAGGAGAACCUCGACUCAUAAGGGUGGAGUUCGCGAACACGAGCGAGCCGCUGCUCAUCAACACGUCCUUUCAUGGUCUGUGUUACAGCGUGGGACUGGUCCUGAGACGAGGACAGACGUGGUCCAGGCCCACAAAGACUGUACCUGUCCUAACAAAGCCACUUCCUGUCGUCAGUGUCCAGAUCUCAGACUAUAAAGAGUCUCCAGAGACGGGUGUCGUGUUUGAGAUCGAGUCUCCGACAGGAAACGUCUUCAGCAGAGUCAACAUCAGCUUCACUGAAGGACAAGAGCGACGAUGGAUGCUCUACAAAGAUUUCUUCAAAGGGAAGACAGUUUUCAAACACUGGUUACCGGGCGUCUGUUACCGGAACAUCACGUUCCAGCUGAUCUCCGAGGCGACCGUGUUCCAGACGCCGCUGGUGACGCACAGUGACAUCACACACUCACCUGUGAACCACAGGACAGUGCCCCUCCCCCCACUCAACAUUUCCCAUAAAAUCGUCCACCUGAGCCAGAGGGCGGAGCCAGAUGAAGCGUCCGACAUCAGUCCUCCUGAUGGGAACCAGGAAAGUGGCCGUGCUUUUCGUCGCGCCCGGGACGUCCCUCUGAUGGAGGAGCAGGAGGAGGAGACCGCCUCAGAGGAAGCGGUGGGCGUGUCCACUCAGGUUCCCUUUAAUGUGUCAGGAACCUCCCCCGUCUUCCUGAACGCCAACCACACGAUGGAGGCGGAGCCUCGGCGGUACUGGCUGGAUCCGACCGAGACGACUCCCGCCGAUGCGGCGGACGAGGAGUUUGUCAACGCCGUGGUGUCGGAGUACGAAGACUCCAACGAGCCGGGGUCGGCCAUGGGCGUGCCCUCUGACCCCGCCGUCCUGCCCACCAAGCUCCCGCCCGUUCUGCUGGAGCUGCGCUGGCUGCCGCCGAGACCGCCCACCAGCUAUGACGGCUUCAACGUCUACAUCUACAGAGACGGUAACUCCACAGAGACGGCCACUGUGGACGAAAACACUCACGAGUUUUUCACCGAGCUCACAGAGUCGGGGACGUACCGCGUCCACGUGUCCACGCUGAGCUUGGCUGGAGACUGCGAGACGAGGGAGAGCGUCUCCGACACCAGCUUCACCUUCUACCUCAGUCCCGUUGGUGAGCUGCUGGAGGAGCUGCAGGAGCGUCCUCAGGGCGUCAGCGUCCGUCUGCUGGACUCCAGCACGGCCGCCGUCUCCUGGACGUCGUCGUCCGAGGACCACAACGGCAGCGUGGUGUCGGUGGUUUCCACGACGUGUCUGAAGCCGAGUCUGAGUCAGAGGAUGGAGACGACCUUCUGCGGCGAGGAAAACACGACCAGUGACAUCAUCAGUAACCUGACGCCCGGCGCUCAGUACAGAGUGACCGUCUUCCACACCAACGGUCCUCUGAUCAGUCCUCCGUCCGAGCCCGUCAUCAUCGACAUAGAGCCCACAGGCGUCCGGGAGCUCGCCGUUUACCCUCUGAGUCCGACGGCGGUGAUCCUGAGCUGGCAGCGUCCGUACCACGUGGCCUUCAGGAAGUACGUCCUGCAGACCUUCUUCUUCAACCCCGUCACGCUGGCGUCCGAGUGGACGACGUACUACGAGAUCGCCGCCACCGCCUCCAUCAUCGCCUCUGUGAGGGUGACUGACCUGCUGCCAGCCUGGUAUUAUAACUUCCGUGUUUCCAUGGUAACGUGGGGCGAUCCUCCGCUGAACUGCUGCGACAGCUCCACUGUGAGCUUCGUUACAGCUCCAGAGGCUCCUCACGUCUCGUCUGUAGAUUACUCUCACGGCGUUCUGUACGUGCGCUGGACGUACGGCGAGCUGUUCAUCGACCUGUCUCACUCCAGGAUGAUGCACUGGCAGGUGGUCGCUGUCGGCAAGAAAGGACCAGAGAAGAUCUAUUCUGUGGACGUGACCCGGAACAUGAUGAGGGCGAGUCUUCCUCUUCCUCCUGGAGACAUUUAUAAUCUGACAGUGACGGCGUUUACUGAACGAAGCAGGAACACGUCGUCACCGAGGAUCAUCAAGCUGGAACCGGCUCCGCCCACGUCGCUGUUCGCCAUCAACGCCACGCACUCGUCCGUGACGCUGCUGUGGAGCGAGGAGGGCGUGGUCGACUAUUACCAGGUCACGUGUCGUGCGAGCAGAGCGGGGAACGAGCUGAAGACGCGUGAACCUCAGACGGUGACCUCGCACGUCGUGACCAUCGUCGGUUUGGCGCCGUCGUCCAAGUACAACUGCAGCGUCACCAGCUUCAGCUACAGCACGCCGAGCCGCGCCGCUCACAUCAGCAUCAGCACUGUGGCUAAAGAGAUGAACCCCAGCGUGGCGGCCAUCUCAGCUCUGGCCGUCCUCAGCGUGCUGCUCGUCAGUCUGCUCGUCCUCUUCCUGCUCGUCCUGCGCAAGAAGCACAUGCAGAUGACCAGAGAAUGCGGCGCCGAAACGUUUGUCAACUUUGCGUCGUUCGAGAGAGACGGGAAACUUCCGUACAACUGGCGAAGAAGCCUCUUUGCCUUCCUUACCCUACUGCCAUCCUGCCUUUGGACUGACUAUCUUUUGGCUUUUUAUAUUAAUCCUUGGAGCAAGACAGCUUUAAAGAAACGGAAGCUUACAAGUCUGGUGCAGCUCGAUGACUUUGACGCCUACUUCAAAGAAAUGGGCAAAGACUCGGCGUAUAAGUUCUCGCUGCAGUUUGAGGAGCUGAAAAGCAUCGGCCUGGAUCUGUCCCACGACGCAGCAGAUCUGCCCGUCAACCGACCCAAGAACAGAUACACCAACAUCCUCCCAUACGACUUCAGUCGUGUCAAAUUGAUCUCGAUGCACAACGACGAAGGUUCCGAUUACAUCAAUGCUAACUACAUUCCCGGAUACAAACACGCUAAAGAAUACAUCGCCACUCAGGGUCCGCUUCCCGAAACUCGCAACGACUUCUGGAAGAUGGUCCUGCAGCAGAAGUCUCCAAUCAUCGUUAUGCUAACGCAGUGUAACGAGCGUCGGAGGGUGAAGUGCGACCACUACUGGCCGUUUACGGACGAGCCCUACAUGUACGGAGAGAUCAGCGUGGAGAUGCUCUCAGAAACCGAGUCUCCUGAGUGGAUCAUCAGGAAGUUCAGACUGGGAUACGCUGAUGAGAGUCAGGACAUCCUCCACCUGAACUACACCUCGUGGCCGGAUCACGGUGUGCCCACGGUGAACGCCAUCGAGAGCAUCCUGCAGUUUGUCCAUAUCGUCCGUCAACAGGCGAACAGGACCAAAGACCCGAUCAUCGUCCACUGCAGUGCUGGAGUGGGCAGGACCGGGACCUUCAUCGCUCUGGAUCGUCUCAUGCAGCACAUCAGAGAACACGAGUUCGCAGACAUCCUGGGGAUGGUUUCCGAGAUGAGGUCACACCGUCUGUCCAUGGUCCAGACUGAGGAACAAUACGUGUUCAUCCAUCAGUGCGUCCUGUUGAUGUGGCAGAAGAAGAAGCAGCAAUCCAUCACCUCUGACUUCAUCUACGAGAACGCCAGCAAGACAUAAUGACACGCCGUGGACACGUCCACUCUCCAUAGAUAGCUUCAGGCAUCCAUUCUCUGCCGAGGAAGAAGAGGAAGUUCUUCAUCAUCAGAAUCAAGAAACAAACCACCGAACAUCAACCACAUGAGCAAAUUUAAAAAAAGAAGAAAAAUCUUUGUUUUGGUUUGAAUUGGUUUAAAAAGCCUGACAUGGACCAAGGAGCGUUACCGAGCUCCGUCUGCUGAUUGGACGUCUGUGCUGUGAUGACAUUAAGCGAUGAGUCACACGAUGAGUCAGCAGUCGUUUCUUUUUCAUUUGUGUUUUUUAAUCUCAGGAGUCGCUGAAAGGAAAGAAGAAAAGAAACGCCAGGAAUCUUCAUCACGAUCAGUUCACGUGUUGUUUACUCCGGUAACGUCACAAAACGACGACGCUCCACUGCCAAAGGUACGAAAGAAAUAAUAACAACGUGCUGAGUCACCGCGAGGACGGCGAAAUAUUCACGGAACAAAACCCAGCAAAUGUUCGACGAGGAUGAAGUCGACACCAACAUCGAGGAAUCUGAAUUUUACGUUUUCAGCUAUUUUUAAAAAAAGAAGAUUGAAUUUUAUUUCUGUCCUGGUUGACGUCCGUGAUCGUGUCAGCUUUUUCGGAACUUUCUCGCUGCAGGUUGAACACAACGAAAGUUCGGAUUAAAGGAUUAUAAAACAUCUGCACAAGAACUCAAAGGCACAAAAAAGAGUCGAAGGCUGCGGCGAAACUCACGGCGGCCGGAAACUACGACAGAAGACGGGAAGAAUUUCCCAAUGUCGAGCACGGCGCCCUGCGUGAACAGUUCCGACGAAGAUCAACAUUAAAACCGCAGAGGAAAAUUUUUACCUCGCAACAAUCUGCAGAGCGACAGAUCAUAUCCGACAGUAAAGUGACUGAAUCAGUUCAACUGUCUUUACCUGAAAUUACAAUGAAACAUAUUUACACAGCAGAUUUCUGCUGCCUACAUGAGCCUUGGAUUUUUCUUAACACUUUAAUAAAUCUGCAAUUAUGAUAAUUAUGAUUAUUAUAAUAACCUGAAUGUUUACAAAAACGUAGCAUCUUACAGUCACUGCUUUUGUUUCGAUGCCCCAAAUUUUUGUCAAAUUAAAAAAAUUGGCAAAACUCCAAUAUAUAAUUUUUUUUAAUCUUGAAGUUGUAAUCCAAAAAUUUUGUAAUGACCUCAAAUUUCCCAACAUAUAUUUCACACUAAGUAAAAUUUGGCACAAAAUG